AUGCAGCUGGAUAUUGAUAGCUUUUGGAUAACGCCUCCUAUCCAGAGCUAUGAAGAUCUCGCUGACCUUCUCAUCUCUUCAAAGCUGGGAUAUUUUCGGAAACCCAGUUUCCUAAACAUUUCUGCUUCCAUUCGCACCAAAGUGGUUGCAUUGACGAAGAUACCUGAUCCGGAAGUUGAACAGUACUUGUGGCAAGUACGUUCAGUUCUAGAGGAACUGAAGAAGGAAACAGAUUUAGUCAGUGGACAAUGGUGUCCAACUCCUGCAGAAGACUUAAUUGCUGAUCGACGGGUAGAGCAAUGA
Molecule: messenger RNA, 303 nt
Organism: Strongylus vulgaris
Lineage: Eukaryota; Metazoa; Nematoda; Chromadorea; Rhabditida; Strongylidae
Source: the annotation of a GenBank genome assembly